UUCAGUUGAUAAAAUAUUGAUUUAAUAUAAGCGCGAUUUCUCUUCAAACGUGAUAAUAAAUCAAUAUGACUACUCUUUUUUGUUUUAUUUUCUCCAUUUUUUAGAAACUAAUUUUUAACCUCUAUCUUUCAUAUUUUUGGCAUAAAAAAUUUUUAACUUUUUUUUUGGCUUGAAAAUUAAUUUCAUGUUUCAUAUUUUCUAAAUUUGCAAAUAAAAAUAUAAAUAUUUAUUCAACAUGAGAGAAAUGAUUCAUAUUCAAAUAGGUCAAUGCGGAAAUAGCGUUGGAUCAAAGUUCUGGGAAGUACUUACUGACGAGCAUGGAGUAAAUGCUGAUGGAAAUUAUAUUGGAACUUCUGAUGUACAAUUACAAUACAUCAGUGUUUUUUUCAAGCAAGGAAUGGGCGGUAGAUAUGUUCCAAGAUCAUUGAAUGUUGAUCUUGAUCCAGGAAGUUUGGAAAUGGUCAAAUCUGGACCGAAUGGGAGAAUUUUUUCACCAGACUGUUUUAUUAGUUCGCACAAUGGUGCGGCGAAUAAUUUUGCAAAAGGUUAUUUCACUGAAGGUGCAGAAUUGGCCAAUGAAACGCUGGACAUGAUUCGACUCGAGGCAGAAAAUUGUGAUUUAAUUCAAGGAUUUCAAGUGAUUCAUUCUCUUGGAGGUGGUACUGGAUCAGGAAUGGGCACUCGUCUCAUGACACUUUUACAAGAAGACUAUCCCGAUAGAAUUGUAAAAAGUUAUUCAGUGAUACCAUCGCCAAAAGUUUCGAAUACAAUUGUUGAGCCCUAUAAUGCAAUUUUAACAUUGAGCCUAUUGACUGAGGCAACAGACGAAACUUUUUGCAUUGACAAUGAAGCAUUGUAUCAUAUAUUGACGAAAAAUAUGGAAAUUGCAUCACCAACAUAUCCCGAUAUGAAUUAUUUAAUAUCAAAUUGCAUGGCCGGAAUUACAACAAGUCUAAGAUUUCCUGGCCAAUUAAAUAUGGACCUUCGAAAAUUACUCGUCAAUAUGGUACCAUUUCCAAAAUUACAUUUUUUUGUACCUGGAUUUGUGCCAUUAAUGACACGCAAUGCCGGUUCAUAUAGAAUGGAAACAGCUACGGAAUUAACGCGUCAAAUAUUUGAAGCCAAUAAUAUGUUUGCAUUUUGUGAUCCACGAAAGGGACGAUUUAUAACUGUUGGUAUUAUUUUUCGUGGCAAUCUCUCUUCCAAGGAAAUAGAUGAAGAAAUAUGGAAAAUUCGAGACAAGACUAGUUCAUGUUUUAUGGAAUGGCUUCCAAAUUCGGUAAAAGUUGCAAUGUGCGAUAUUCCACCACGUGGUUUAAAUACAAGUGCAACAGCAAUUAUAAAUACGACUGCAAUUCAAGAAUUAUUUCGAAGAGUUGACGUUUCAUUUACAAGAAUGUUUCGUAAAAAAGCUUAUCUCCAUUGGUAUUUAGGAGAAGGAAUACAAGAAGAUGAUUUUAUUGAAGCACAAAAUAAAAUUCAAGAACUUAUAUUUGAAUAUCAACAGCAUCAAGAGGGUGGAACAAAUUAUGAGGGUCUUGAUGAUGAUGAUGAAGAGACAGAGGGUAAUCAAAAUGACAAUAAUGGCGAUGAUGAUGACGAUGAUGACGACGAACAUGAAUAAAAAAAAAAAAAAAAGAAAAAUGUAAUUUAUUUCUCAAAUUGUAUAUAUAAAUUCUAUUUCAUUGCAAAUAAGAUUUUGUUUUUUAAUUACAAAACUUUUUCACGGAAUUUCUUUUAUUUCCUUUCAGUAAAACUGAAAUACAAACUAUUUGAAAAAAUUUAUAUGUAAUCUUUUAUAUAAUAUAUCAAAGCCUGUUAAAUUACAAACUUCUUAUAUUAAAAUAUAUUUUUUGUCAUAUUAAUAGAAUCUUUAAUAUAAAAUUAAGUAAACCAAAUUAAUUUCAAAUCGGGCAGGCUAAACAUUGUCGGAGUUUGAAACUAAUUUUUUUCUCAAUUUUUUCAAAGCUUUUUAAACGACACGUAUUUUUUUUCGUUU
This is a messenger RNA of Leptopilina boulardi, 1999 nucleotides long. RefSeq names its product tubulin beta chain-like. Gene Ontology annotation, molecular function: structural constituent of cytoskeleton; GTPase activity; GTP binding. NCBI's taxonomy places the organism in Eukaryota, Metazoa, Arthropoda, Insecta, Hymenoptera, Figitidae. Gene Ontology annotation, cellular component: microtubule; cytoplasm. Gene Ontology annotation, biological process: mitotic cell cycle; microtubule cytoskeleton organization. The record is from RefSeq and is a predicted model, not a curated record. The transcript has 5 exons. Bases 236 to 1624 code for a protein of 462 amino acids.